Bathycoccus prasinos is the source of this 1467-nucleotide messenger RNA. RefSeq lists its product with no specific name. The transcript has a single exon. Lineage: Eukaryota; Viridiplantae; Chlorophyta; Mamiellophyceae; Mamiellales; Bathycoccaceae. The coding region runs from base 1 to 1467 and encodes 488 amino acids. Gene Ontology annotation, biological process: phosphorelay signal transduction system. The record is from RefSeq and is a predicted model, not a curated record.
AUGAAGCGGAAAAGUCUCGAGCAUACACAAACGACGACGACGACGACGACGGUUCAAGCUCACGAAGAUUAUGAUGGUGGUUUAACCGAGUUGCAAAAAAGCAUCAUACGCGAGCAACAACAACAACAACAACACGAAGUCCCACCGUGGUACGUGGAAGAGGAACAGAUGUUUUUACAGCAAGAAGACGCGUAUUUCGAAAACCAACGACGACUCGAGAAUUCAAGACCAAAGCUGGCGGUUAUCAUAUGCGACGACAACGAAGUCAACUUGAAAAUUUUAACUCGAUUGUUUUCGAAAGUGUUCUUUCGGGAAGUGAAAGUCAUCCAGUGCAGAGAUGGGUUGGAAGCGAUCGAAGCGUAUAAGAGUAUGAAUGCUAAUGCUGAUAAUAGUCACGACAGACUGGCAAUGAUCGUGAUGGAUUUUCAAAUGCCAAAGUGCGACGGGUUAUCGGCGUGUAAGUAUAUUCGAGCCAUGGAAAAAUUCAAGCAGGAGGAAGAAAACGCGAUGAUGAAUCAACCGAAACGGCUGCCUUUUGAACAAAAGUAUUUCGAAAAAGUUCCGAUUUUGAUGUUCACAACUGAGUUUCACAUGAUUGUACCUGCGUUAAUCGAAGGCAUCGUCGACGAUCGAUUGGCGAAACCGUGUUCGUGUAAAGAUUUCAUUCUCACCGUGCAUAAACACAUACCAAAUUUUAUUUUCGACGAGUACGCGGAUAUGCUCGUUCCGUUAGGGGAGAACGCCCUUUUGAAACGAAAGUAUUCCUCGGAAGCGUGUUUGAGCGGGAUGCUGUUGGAGGGGUCUUCGAACCUGGAUAUUGACGUCUCGGCAAUGUCGACAGACAACGGCGUCUUAGAGCAAACGAAACGAAAAGGAAGCGGUAGCAGCAACAACAAAAAUACGAAAAAUACCGGGAAGGAAGACGUGUGCUUCUACGACGUCGCCGAAGGCGACAUAUUCGCAGAAGAGGAUGACGAUGAUGACAACGACAAUGAUGACGAUAUUCAGCAUAAGCAAAACAUGGAAGAGGCGAAAAAAAACGCGCGUUGGAAUUUAUUCUCUUUCAGCCCGAAGAGAAAAGGAAGGAAAGUACAAACGAAGGAGAAGACAGAAGAUGAUGUGAGAGUUGAUGGAAAUAAUACUACCUACAAAAGAAUGAAGCGGCAGCGAGGGAAUAAUAAUAGCACCAUCAUUCCGAGCUCUGGUUUCACGGGCGGCAAGAAGCGACUAUCGCUCGAUUCCUACAUUCGCGCCGCUCGGAAAGUAUGGACGCAAACCAAGUCGCGCUUAGGCGGCAUCAAUAAUCGUAGCAACGGCAAAGAGAAACAAACGCGCGCGUUUGUGGUGGUCAAAAACAACGCUGCGACGCCUGAACUCUCCACGUUGGACUUGACGAAGCGCGAUAAUUUACAAUAUUAUCAGCCUUCCCGCAGAAACGGUACCGCGUGUAUAUACGAUACCAUGUAA